AUGCAUGUUUUAUCGAUUGCAAUUCUAGUCAUCAUCCACGCAUGCACUUCUAGAGCCGGAGUUCUUGAGGUCAUAGAUUACAAUCGCGAAUGUUUGAUAUGGUCCAACGGGAACUAUGGCUGUACGGGUUACUCGGCGUCUUUUGCCUUACUAGAUGGAGAUGACUGUUCAAAGCUCAGUGAGAAAAGCUCUGCGCUCAGUGUUGACGUAUGCGGCACAGAAGAUGGUUCGCCGGCUGCUUGGAUACAGGUUAACCACACGGGUCUGGUUACUUUUUAUAAUAAGAAUGGAAACAUAUCGACUUGCGUACUCAAUAAGGGACUUAAGGCUGGUAGCUGGUGCAUUGCGUCUGAAACAGAAGUAUCCACAACAAACUUGCUUUCAUACUCUGCAGUGCCGACGACCUUGGUUUCUGUUACCAACAAGUCGCUGUCCACCACUCUAUCUAUUGCCACUCCAUCUACUGCCACUCCAUCUACUGCCACUCCAUCUACUGCCACUCCAUCUACUGCCACUCCAUCUACCGCCACUCCAUCUACUGCCACUCCAUCUACUGCCACUCCAUCUACUGCCACUCCAUCUAUUGCCACUACAUCUAUUGCCACUCCAUCUACUGCCACUCCAUCUACUGCCACUCCAUCUACUGCCACUCCAUCUACUGCCACUCCAUCCAAUUCCUCUUCAUCUUCUGCCACUCUAUCCAAUUCCUUUUCGUCUACUACCACUCUAUGUACUGCCACCACGGAAAAGGACAUCCCAACUGUUGUUUGUGAGGUUGUGGCUUAUCCCUUAUCCACCAUUACCAUGAUCAGUAGCUGUUCAUCUUCAUCAUGA
Molecule: messenger RNA, 834 nt
Organism: Penicillium verhagenii
Lineage: Eukaryota; Fungi; Ascomycota; Eurotiomycetes; Eurotiales; Aspergillaceae
Exons: 2
Coding region: 1-834 (277 amino acids)
Source: RefSeq, a predicted model, not a curated record